AUGGUUUUUGAAAUGUUAACGAUGUGCAUUAAACCGAUGUCAUUUCUCAACUUGUUACGCCGCACAAUACACACAACAAUGAAUACGACAUGGAAAUUUGCCACAAUUUUCCAAAUUUAUUUUCUUGUCUCUGUGUUAUGCACUGAUUUGAAAAAGGAAAAUCCGUUUCGUAUGAGUAAAGUUAAUGCUGUGUGGCAUAAAGGUCAAAAGGUGUUAAAGGAGAAACGCUUGUCUGACUUGUAUGCUGAUUUGCAAGUACAAGACAGGCGUGAAGUUGAUUUGAAACUUCGCAAAACUGAGGGUGUAGACAAUGAAGGAUUGUUUGAGGCUCAAGUCAGGAAAGAAAUGGCAGUGAUACUGGAUCGUUAUGGCCUUACUAGGCAUUUCCCAGGGGAAAACUAUAGUGGAUCUCCAGGUUAUCAGCCAAAUGAAAAUGGUUCCCUUCCACUUAAUAUCAGGGACAAUCGACUAAAAGACCUGCUCAAUAAGGCGCAGAUUGAAGGAUUCUCAGAUGCGGAGAUGUCCUUAUUGCAUGAGGAAAUGCAUCAUCAUCAAGAAAAAAUGGAUGAAUAUGAACAGUUAAGAGCGGAAUAUGAGCAACUUGAAGGUAAAAUUGACAAUUCUGUUGAGAACAUUGAUGACCAAACCGAUACGUAUGCAAGAAUGAGUGACGUAAAGAAAGAGAUGAAAGCAAAACAUAAAGAGGUGCAGGAGUCUUUAAAGACCACAGAAGAUCGCGUCAAGAAUCCCGGUGUACAUGAAAUAUUCCAGGAUCCAAGGGUCUACCACUUGUGGGCCUUGGCACAGAAAGCUGAAAUGGAUGAAAAUGAGCUCAGUUCUAUCAAGACAGAGCUGGAACACUUUGAGAGACGGAUCAAGAAGGCCGAGUACAUGUCGGGCAAGGUGAGGUCCCUGGAGGAGAAGUUACAGAGUGGACAGGAUGUAAACCCGGCAGACCAGGCCUCCUGGAGGGAGAAGGCCGACUUCCAGAAUAGAAAGGUGGAGAAAUACCACAACGACUUGAAGCUACGUAUCCAAAGGAAAUUUGAUGAAUUGUGA
Messenger RNA from Dreissena polymorpha, 1059 nucleotides. RefSeq names its product alpha-2-macroglobulin receptor-associated protein-like. Bases 1 to 1059 code for a protein of 352 amino acids. The record is from RefSeq and is a predicted model, not a curated record. Gene Ontology annotation, cellular component: endomembrane system; endoplasmic reticulum. The transcript is spliced from 7 exons. Gene Ontology annotation, biological process: regulation of receptor-mediated endocytosis. Gene Ontology annotation, molecular function: low-density lipoprotein particle receptor binding; receptor antagonist activity; heparin binding. Lineage: Eukaryota; Metazoa; Mollusca; Bivalvia; Myida; Dreissenidae.